AUGGGGUUACAGGAUGUCCCACGUUACUUCACAUACUUCACAGUUGUUGUCGCUAACUCUAUCAGGCUGAUCCAUGCGGAUACUAAUUCUGACUCGUCAGUUGUGACUCAUCCGACAACCCGGAAAAGGAAAUCUAAAUCUUCCUCUGUUCCUCAUACCAGGAAGAAGAAAAAGAAAUCUAAAAAAUCUAAGAAAUCAAAGAAGGCAACUGUUAGUUCUUCUGGUUCUUCUUCUUCUGAUAGUUCCUCGUCCUCAGACUCGGAUGAAGAUGAUGACAACCCAGGAAGCAACUGGAACGUCAUGCAUUCUCUCUGGCCAGCUGAGAAAAGGCCUCUAGCCCUACAAGAUAAAGCCAGGUUUAACUCAAUGUCCCUUGAAAAUAUCAUGGCACUGGCCCAGUUUGAUCGUGAGAAUGCCAAAUCCGUCGAGAGUGACCUCUCUUCUUCUUUUACCAGGGACAAAAAACCUCCUCUCGUCAAAUUCAAAAAAGAAAAGGAUGACGGGUUCAAACUUCUCCACUCUGCCAGGUUUCAAAGAUACCCCUUGGGAGAUAUCAAAGACUGGUACAAAAAGGUUCCCAGAGUCCGCAGCCAUCAGUACAAGAGCCUUCCCCUCCAGUACAGCGGCUCUAAUAACAAAGUGACCCACCGCACUAUCCAGCAGCUACAUGACCGUACCAAGUGCCUCUCCUUCAAGCACUUCCACUCUGGAAAUAUAAAUGUAAGCUCCAAACCUAUACAGAAAAUCGAGAAAAGAGAUGAAAAUGGCGUGUUCUCUUCUCUUGAUUUUAAUUGGGAGGCUCCUGUUAACCUAGCCCAAGUUGCUGAUGCUCUCCUGAAUUAUGCCACCAUACUACUUCAUAUAUGGCCUUAUGAUCAAACAGGCCUCAUCAUUCUCAGGGUAAUUAACAAAUACAACUACUUCUCCUGU
This is a messenger RNA of Eurytemora carolleeae, 930 nucleotides long. RefSeq lists its product as uncharacterized. The annotation marks the transcript as partial. The record is from RefSeq and is a predicted model, not a curated record. Lineage: Eukaryota; Metazoa; Arthropoda; Copepoda; Calanoida; Temoridae. The transcript has 3 exons.